AUGAUUAAAGCGUUGAUUUCAUUGAUCCUAUUUGUCAUUGCAGUAGUAGCAUUCGUUGAAGAAGAAUGCCAAAGCGAUGCUGAUUGUUUCUUUUCGAGGUGUUUGGAAGGAAAGUGUCAUCUUGAUCGCGGAGCUAUCUAA
Molecule: messenger RNA, 141 nt
Organism: Cotesia congregata
Lineage: Eukaryota; Metazoa; Arthropoda; Insecta; Hymenoptera; Braconidae
Source: the annotation of a GenBank genome assembly